ACAGGGGAGGAAGGAGUAUAUGUCGUAGGUCAAGAUCAUCUGCCGGUUGCGCCACCGCAACUUGGUGCAGCUCGUAGGUUGGUGCCCAUGUGCCAUGACCGCCAGAAACUCCUCCUCGUCUACGAGUUGGGGUGACGGUGGCUUGGCCUCGGCUCUGCUUUAUCUCCACGAGGAGUGGGAGCAGUGCGUGGUGCACCGGGACGUCAAGCCUAGCAACGUCAUGCUGGACUCGGCGUUCAAUACCAAACUCGGUGACUUCGGGCUCGCGAGACUCCUCGACCACGAUGGCGGGGCGCAGACGACGACGGUGUUGGCCGGCACGAGAGGGUACAUGGCGCCGGAGUACAUUUUCACCGGCGAGGAGGGAGAUGAGUCUUGAGGCGGCGGAUGCGAGGCUAAGGGUGAAUUUGAUCGGAGACAAAUGGAAUGCCUGAUGGUUGUGGGGUGAUCGGAGAGAAAUGGAAUGCUCGAUGGUUGUGGGCUCUCAUCCUGAUCCAAAAGCACUGCCGUCCAUGGAACAAGCUAUCAGUGCUCACAACUUUGAGGCUCCGUCCCCAGAACUUCCUCCGGCGAUCUUCGAGUGCUCCAAUGAAUUCUAGGAAUGAUACCAACUUUUGACCACUUCUCCUCUGCAUUUCCCUAAAGCAGAAUUGGAAGAUGGUAAUCUAAAAAUGCUACUUUUGUAUUAAUCUAAUG
Messenger RNA from Zingiber officinale, 696 nucleotides. RefSeq names its product L-type lectin-domain containing receptor kinase IX.1-like. The coding region runs from base 95 to 379 and encodes 94 amino acids. Gene Ontology annotation, biological process: protein phosphorylation. The record is from RefSeq and is a predicted model, not a curated record. The transcript has 2 exons. Gene Ontology annotation, cellular component: plasma membrane. Gene Ontology annotation, molecular function: protein kinase activity; ATP binding. NCBI's taxonomy places the organism in Eukaryota, Viridiplantae, Streptophyta, Magnoliopsida, Zingiberales, Zingiberaceae.